UGGGAGGAGCGCCACUAGGUGGCAGCACUCAACCGUCAUUGUGUUGCUAACAUCAGCCUUUAGUUGUCAAUGCGAGAACAGCUACAGUCAUCUGAACUGAGUUUGUUGUCCAGAUUUUUGGUUUUCAAGCUAAAAAGAUGGAGGAGUUUCAUUCUGGAGACGAAGUGUCCUUCAGCCCAGACGAAGCAAGCAAUGUUGUGAAGGAGUGCAUAGAGGGUAUUAUUGGAGGCGUGGACUACAGCCAGAACAAAGUCAACCAGUGGACAGCCAGCAUAGUCGAACACACUCUCACUCAGUUAGUCAAACAAGGGAAACCGUUCAAGUACAUUGUCAACUGUGCUGUGAUGCAGAAAAGCGGCGCAGGUCUUCACACAGCCAACUCUUGUUACUGGGACACUACCACUGAUGGAAGCUGCACAGUCAGGUGGGAGAACCGCACCAUGUACUGUGUCGUCAGUGUGUUUGCAGUGGCUAUUGCACUAUGAGCAGAAAUCAGGGCUGAGACACUAAACCACCUUCACUUUGACAGUCACAUGUGUCUUGUGUCAUGUUUUGACUAUUCUACAAAAUUUAGAGCGUAUCGCUAAUUCUCGGCUACUACAUCAUGGUCAUUUGUCUUUUAUUGUUAUUUUUUUGGGCUUGCAAAGGUAACGUGCACCUUUGCUCUGUAUAGGAUGAAAUGCAAAUAUGUUGAUGCUUAAUUAUUAAAGUUUUGUCUGUUUUGGGUUUAAUGAUCCAAAA
This is a messenger RNA of Carassius gibelio (silver crucian carp), 741 nucleotides long. Its product is annotated as dynein light chain Tctex-type 3-like. The transcript has 5 exons. The record is from RefSeq and is a predicted model, not a curated record. Bases 138 to 485 code for a protein of 115 amino acids. Gene Ontology annotation, cellular component: kinetochore; cytoplasm; cytoplasmic dynein complex. NCBI's taxonomy places the organism in Eukaryota, Metazoa, Chordata, Actinopteri, Cypriniformes, Cyprinidae. Gene Ontology annotation, molecular function: dynein intermediate chain binding. Gene Ontology annotation, biological process: microtubule-based movement.